AUGGAGAGAGCACCGUGUAGGUCAGCGUCGACAUCUCAUCUUGAUGCAAGUACACAACAUCCGUCAGCCGUCUCUGUUCCGAGCGAAACGGGAUGUGCGUUAUCACAUUCACCAUCUUCGACUCCUCAGGAGCCGCAGCUCCCUGCGCCUGCUCGCGGCGUUCACCAGACAAAGAAAGACGACGAGAGCGACACGGCCGUUUCUCCCGUGCCGUCGCCUCAGAUCUCGCCUGCGCUCCCUACCGUCCGUCGUCUGUCGGCUGUGUCGCAUGUGCCCGGCGGCCUGAAAACGUCGGAGACGGCGCUGUCGGUUUCCUGCUCUCCUCACCGAGUUUCCCAGUGCAGCGAAGGUCCGCCUUCGACUGGCGACAGUGGUGCGCGGUCAAUUUCUUCCACGUUUGAUGCCUGCUUUCCUCGUCUCUGUGUUUCUCGGGGCUGCAGCCAAGAUGGCGGACACUGGGGAGGCCAAGGCAGGUCUUGUUGUGAGUCGUUGCAGUCGGCUGAUGGAGCCCAAAGUCCCGUCAAGCCGCUUGGAGGUGGCGCCCGGGCUCCAGCUCCUGUCUCCUGUUGCGCCUCUACGGUCACGGGAGAGGAAGGCCAGCGCUUCUCGGAGCCUGGAGACGGGCGUUUUCCGUCGUCACCUCCUAACUCCCGUCGCGCCUCCGCCCUCGACCCUGUGAGCCGGCGCCCAGGAGACAGUGCAGACUCUGCAGCCAACCAGGUGGGUGGGGACCGUGACGCGGCAGGCGUCCCGCCCUACAUGCACAUCGACCCGUUUCCCCAGGUUGACAGAGAGAGCUUCGGCGACGAUUCGCCUGGUGCCGAAGUCGUUUUCGGUGCUUCGUCGCACCCAAACACCCCGUUUUCGCUGAUGAAGGAAGUUCUCGUCGCCAUCUACAUGCUCUACGCCUUCCUCACCGGCUGCGUCUACUUCGGGUGGCCCUCACUCGCGUACAUGCUGUACAAGUCGGGCGCGUACAGCUGGAUGUGCGAGGUGGACGAAAGCGGGAAUUAUGUCAACGACCUGCGAGGUACAAGUGAACCUGACGGCGAACAGAAGUACUACAUCUGCGACAGCCAAGAUGUCGCUGUGUCUCCACUCUUCACCGUUUCGUACGUGACCCAAACCCUGAUGAGUGUGGUGGCUGGGACGCUGCUCGACCACGUGAGUCCGAAGAAGACGGCGAUGCUGGGGCAGACGCUGACGGCGAUUGGCUGGCUCCUGCUCGCGUGCAGUUCGCAGCGCUUCCCAGCGUACGUCGCGAGCAUGGUGUUCAUCGGCCUCGGCACGGACACAGGGUAUCUGCCCACCCUGCUGAUUGCCACGCUGUUUCCGGGCAAGCGAGCGACGGUGAUCACGCUCUUGGGCACUGCAAAUACGUCGAGCUUCGCGGUGCCCCUGAUUCUCGCGACAGUCUGGAACAACCUUUUGCCUACCUGGACGUUCUCCCAAAUCUGCAUUCUAUACCUGUGCGUGGGACCGGUUUUCUGCUUCAUUCUCGCCGCUCUUUUCAUUCCUUCAAGGGCGUUCGGGAAGCCGGCGCCCGGCGCUGAGACUCCGGCAGCGACUUGGGGAGGUCCGCCGCCUCGCGACGCGGAAAAGAGGCUCCGCAGAGGCAGCAAGGGGUCCAGGGAGACCCUGGAGUCCCACUGGACCGACCAGACUCGCGGGAGUAACGCGGGGAAGGGGAAGAGACAGAGUGUAGGUUGCUCCAGCGAGACAGACGCGCAGGCGGGCCACGGCGGCUGGUUUCGGAACUGCAGCAAACGGAAGGGUACGCCAACGGAAAAUCCGGAACCGCGGACGCUUUUCCAGCGAGUGCUUCACCCGCUUACGUUGAGAAAAAACCGGAUUGCAGUCGAGCCAGCCGAGGGAGCAGGGGCCCGGCCAGGUGGCGAGGACACGGGAGCAAGCAAAGGCGACCAGGCGUCUUCGCCGGAUAGUCCGAGAAGCGCGAGGACUCGGGUGAAGAGAGAAGACGGAGACGGAUGUUGCGACGGGUGCUUACACGAGUCGGGAGACACUGAUAUGGAGCGCGGACCGCGAUGCUCUUUCCUUGCAUACGAUCGAGGUAGCGACAGCGACCACAGUUCAGGCCCCGCAAAGGACGAGCACGAGACGGAGACAGAAGCGAAACUCGCGGGCGACGAGGCGCUCUCAGAGAGCGACGAGAAGCUCGUCGAAGACGGCCGAAGACCUUCGUUGAUUCGCUGUUGUCACCAGGGAAAGCAGGAACUCGACGCGGAAAGAAACGCUCCUGUGGCCGUCGUUGUGCACACUGGGGUGGAGGGAGACGCAGUGGCGGCAGAGCCGUCGUUCAUGUCUCAGCUCUGCUCGUCGCACUUCGUCUGCAUCGCGCUCUACUGGAGUUGCCAGGCGGUGGCGACGUCGUUUUUCCAGACUGCGGCUUCGCGCCUGUUCACGACACGCGUGGUAGACUUCAUGGACUUUGUGCUCUCUUUCAGCUUCAUUCCCUGCGUGCUUCUCGGAAAGACAAUCGACGUCUUUGGGCCGUUUCCCGUCCUCAUUCUGAUAAACACGGCGGGCGUGCUGGUCUACUUCCUCUCCAUUAUCGGCCAUUCGCUCUUCCCGACCGGCGCCAACUCGAUUCACUACCUCGCGGUCAUUUGCUUCUGCGUCUACGUGGCCAUCGACUCGGAGCAAGUGUUCUGCUACGUCGAAAACACCUUUUCCUCGCGGCACUUUGGCAAGCUCUCGGGCCUGGCUCUGACUGUCGGUGGCGUCAUCUCGCUAGGCUCCAUUCCGCUGUACGAAAACGUGACGAUUCGAAUGCUCAAAGGCGAUCCUUUACCCGUUGCGUGGUGCAUUGCCGUCAUUCUCUCAAUCGUCUACGUCAUGCUCGGCUGCAUGUGGAACGAACGACGAAGAAACCCCCGGGCUUUCCACUCGCUUGAUGACAAACCCGCCUCUCGCAGCGACAGGGAGACAGAGAAACCGACGCAGGCGUCUUCGGUUCGUUGGCUGGAUCGACUCGGGAAGAAAUUGAAAUUGAAAAAAAAAGCCGAAGUCGUACAGCCCGCCGAAGAAAAGGAGCACGGCAAAGACGGAAGCGGAAUGGAGUGAGACGGCGCAGAAAGCGGUCACAGGAAACUGCGCAAGAAAGUCGGGUCCUUUUUGAUGGGGCAGCUCUCCACGGGGUUGCUGGAACACUUUUCCGUAGCAUCCAUGGUAUGAACGGACCGGAGAAGAGGUGAACCCGAAACAAUGAACGAAACGUGAGGCAGUGUCUUGCGAGAACGCGAUGUGAUUCGUCGCAGAUACCCCGGGAAUCGAGAAACAACGGACAGACUGUCGUAGGCUGGUCGUGGGCGGACUCCCCGUGGCGAAUGCGUUCGCGGGGAAGUGCAGCGUGAACAAGAGGGCUUGAUUGGAUGCAUAAAAAAGGAGAAUGGGUGAGGCCAGUAACCGAGACGAAACCGUGCAUGCGGUUCACAAGGAAACUUGCCAACCAUUUAGGCGGAGAGCGGAUUGUGUAGCUACCUGACAGAGCGGUGGAGAGGAUAGUGCGGAGAAACGCCGCAAAGUCAAAAAGAGCGGACAAGGGGGAUGUCACAGAGAGCGCAGCAGACAACGAGAAACGGGACACGAAAAGUGGCAGGGACUGCCGGAGCAAGCUCCUGCGUAAUGUAGACACGGCCGUAGGGCCGAUAACGGUUGUAUUCUGCGGACUUCUGCCUAUCAGCGACCCCGUCUCCGAUGUUCUUUGGCACCGCGGACAACCAGACACAAAACGGGAGAGUUGAUCGCGUCCACACUUUUGUACACCUGCACCAAAAAUGGUUUGUGAACUAUUAUACAGCGUGGGAGACGCAGGGCCUUUACUACUUUUUUUUGCGGCUCAGGGUCACUUUGGCCCGCGCUGGUGCCUGUUCAGGUUUUGUGCCGCGCUGUUUCGGCUACAUGGUGCUUCGUUGCGGACGCAAUAGCGUUCAUGUGAACGCAUUUGUUGAAAAACGCUUUAGUUUGUUUCCUUCAUUUGUGUCUUCUCAAAGUUUUUCACAGUUGGCUGGUGUCUCGUUUCCUUCCGCGACGCGGUAAGAGAGGCGACUGUGUGGGCGCGUGUCUUCGCAUGCCGUGCAUAGUUUCGAAACAGAGACUAAACGAGCACGAAGCGAGUGCA
Molecule: messenger RNA, 4141 nt
Organism: Toxoplasma gondii ME49
Lineage: Eukaryota; Apicomplexa; Conoidasida; Eucoccidiorida; Sarcocystidae
Product: transporter, major facilitator family protein
Exons: 1
Coding region: 1-3084 (1027 amino acids)
Biological process (GO): transmembrane transport
Molecular function (GO): transmembrane transporter activity
Source: RefSeq, a predicted model, not a curated record